CUGUAGCACAGAAAUCAAAGAAGAUGAAUACAGGAGUUCUUGCGUUUGUUGGCAAGGUACUCCAGUACCUUGCAGACAACCCGUAUAUUCUUGGUAUAAUUUUUCUCCUGUAUAUUUUCAUAUUUGCAAUGUCAGUUCUAUUUUCUGGACCUAAACCUGGGAGAAAUCCUUUCUCGGCGAAGCACGUAAAACCAGUGCAGGAAUUGGUCUCUGAUCAGAAAACCCGUGAUCAGAUCUUAAAGCAGAGAUUCAAAAGCCACAAAGUUCCUGAAAAUCUAGACACAAUUAUAAUCGGGAGUGGCAUUGGGGGACUGGAGGUGGGGGUACUGCUUGCUCGUGCAGGGAAGAAAGUUCUGGUUCUCGAGCAACAUGAUCAGGCUGGAGGCUGCUGUCAUACCUUCAUUGAUAAAGGAUUUGAAUUUGAUACAGGUAUUCAUUACAUUGGAAAGAUGGAUCCAUCUUAUGACAACAGAAUUCUGAUGGAUCAGCUGACUGGUGGAAAAGUGGAGUAUCCACUCAUGGAUGAAGCCUAUGAUGUGGUUGCAAUAGGAGAUCCAAUGACAGAAAAAGUUAGAAAAUACCCAUUUGUAUCAAAUAAGGAAAAAAUCAUUGAGAAUUUAAAAACUGCAUUUCCAAAGGAGAAGGAGGGAAUAGAUAAGUUUUUCCAGUUACUCAAGGAAGCAAGACAUUUCUUCACUGGAUGUGUAGUUCUUAAAGUACUCCCCAAAUGGCUGGCACAGCUUUUGGUGUCUACUGGAUUAAUUAACAUCAUCUUCAAGGCAUAUGGUCAAUUUGGAAAGGUUACCCUGAAAGAUGUUUUAGACAGUGUCACAAAUGAUGAGGAAUUGAAAGGGACACUUUCCUACAUAUUUGGAGAUUAUGGAGUGGUACCCUCUAAAACCCCAUUUGGUCUGCAUUCUGUCAUCAUGGGUCACUAUUUUUCCGGUGCCCAUUACAUCAGAGGGGGACCGAGUGAACUCGCUUUUCAGAUGAUUCAGGUCAUCGAGGAGAGGAAUGGGAGGGUACUGGUUAAUGCCCCUGUGUCCCAGAUACUGAUGUCUGACAAAGGAAGAGCCAUUGGUGUAAAACUCAGGAAGGGUGACAGUGACGUGGAGAUAUAUGCCAAACGUAUUGUUUCUGAUGCCGGAGUAUCCAAUACAUUUCUUCAUCUAUUGCCAAAAGAAGUGGCUACAAAAUCAUCCAUUUAUCCAAUGAUUAACAAGGUUGGAGAGAGUGUGUCUUUUCUGACUGUGUUUGUGGGAUUGAAGGGGUCCAAAGAAGAACUUGGAAUCCAGGCCCAUAACUGUUGGCAUUUUACCCGGCCAGAUGUAGAACAAAUAUAUAAUGAAUACAAUGCUCUGUCGCUGGAGGAUUUGCCCAACCAUGAUGUCCCCAUGAUGUUUAUUUCAUUCCCCUCAGCCAAGGAUCCAACAUGGCACGAGAGAAAUCCAGAUAAAUCCACCUGUUUGAUCAUCACCUGGUCUCACUACAAAUGGUUCAAGGACUGGGAAGAUGGCCGAGUCAAGCACAGAGGGGAGGAUUACGAAGAAAUCAAAAAUGCCAUUGGACGAAGGAUGCUCCAGCAGUGCAUCAAAUUGUACCCCAAAAUGGAAAAUAAAGUGCAGUACUUUGAUGUCGGUACUCCCCUCAGUAACAAGUACUACCUAGGAUUCCAACAUGGAGAAAUGUAUGGAUUGGAACAGAACAUGGUGAGAUUUCUACCAGAGGUCAGCAUCCAACUUCGGCCAAAAACUGACAUUCCAGGACUCUAUCUGACUGGGCAGGAUGUAAUGUCUGUAGGACUCGGUGGGGCUUUGUAUGGAGGACUUCUGUGUGCUUCAGCCUUGUUGCAUCGUAAUCUGUACAAGGAUCUGCAGGCCCUGCAGAAAGAACUUCGGAAAUCUGAGGAGUCUGAAAAGAAACAGAAGUGAUCAGCGUGUUUGGAACAAAUACAUGUAAAAACAAUAUUUGGUGCCUAAAAAAGAUAUAUAUGCAUUGAGGAAUAUUUUCAGACCUGAUAAAGGCUUUUUUUUUUAAUUGAUGCACAUGUCAUAUAUUAUUUGCUAUUAUAGACAACAGUGGAUGGUUGAUAUAAAGAUUAU
Molecule: messenger RNA, 2102 nt
Organism: Saccostrea echinata
Lineage: Eukaryota; Metazoa; Mollusca; Bivalvia; Ostreida; Ostreidae
Product: all-trans-retinol 13,14-reductase-like
Exons: 12
Coding region: 24-1931 (635 amino acids)
Source: RefSeq, a predicted model, not a curated record